UGCUGUCAUGAUAACCGUGCGCGCCUUCAAACUUCACAUGAAAAUUUCAAAGUCGUUCUCGUCGUUCUGCAGACACGAAAAAGAUUUCACGAAUUCAGUUCAUUGUGGAUGCCGUUCUGGAACUGAGUGAAAUAUGCAAUUUGUUCUGAAAAAUCAUCUUAAAUCUAAUAAAAAAUCCGUGUAUAGUAUACGAGUGAGAAAUUUAUGCACUUUCAAAACAAUAAAUCAUAUAAAAGGAAUAAGAAAUUCUUGAUCGAAGGCGAUUUAGUUUUUUAAUUUCUUCCCUUUCUAUUUAAAAAAAAAGAAGCAAAAAAUUAAAGUGUUCAAGAUCACAGCUUAAGUGUAAGCGUGAAAAAUAUUAAGAAAAUUGUUACAACUAAGCAACCAAAAAUAAAAUUUUUCGUGUGUUCGCUGCUUGUAAAUCAGCAAAAAUUAAAAAUUCCUGUGAUUUUAUUCAAGUCAAAUAUUUCACCACGAUAAGGAAUUGAUAAGCAUCAUUUAAAAAUGCCUAAAACCAGGAAGAAGGGCGGAAGAGGGCAAGCGGCCGAUUCAAAUUCCGAUGAUGAGUCCCUAAAUGACAACACUAGCGUCUAUUCAAUGCGUUCGGACAACAAUGGUUCCGUUGACGAUGAAUCAGAGGAUGCUGCCUUCAGCGCAACGGAAAAAUACGAGGAAAAGCUGGUGCAAGCGAUCGAAAAUGCGACAGAGAAAUCAGCUCAGACGCGUGUGACUGCUUUGCAGGCGAUGUGCGACACAAUGAUGCACAGAUUUUUGCCCGAUUUUAUUGACGACCGUAAAGUCACCAUCAUGGACAUCAUUGAAAAAUCGAUUCGUCGUGGUAAGGGUAAUGAACAAGCGUUGGCUGCUCAUUUGGCACCGUUACUCAUCAUGCAAUUGGGUGGCGACGAAGAAAUUGCGAAAAGCAUCGGAAUAUUGUUGUUGGCGACUGCGCAAAACAAAGCGAACACAUUCGAUGCCAGAGCAAAAUGUGUUUCGGCUUUGGCUUUGUUGAAUUUCUUGGGCGGUGACGAUAUUGGCGAUGUUAUCGCAUUGAUGCAACAGCUUGAGGCAAUUUUCAGUGGCAGCUACUUAAAAGGAGAUAAGACACCCAGUACGGUUGCUGCUGAUGCUGGUGCUCUACAUGCAGCUGCUUUGAGCGCAUGGGGAUUAUUGUUGACACUGAUUCCAUCAGGAGAUUUCUGUUCAUUGAUGUCUACCAAUUCAUUGGCACCAUCGAUCAGCAAUUUGAUUGGAAUGCUGCAGUCUCCUCAUUUGGAAGUUCGAAUGGCAACCGGUGAAGUAAUCGCUCUUGUACUGGAGUGUGGUCGUGGUCACGAAGACGACUUCCUCGAAUCGUAUUUGCCCGAACUGAUCGACGCUACGAAACUUUUAGCCACAGACUCAAAGAAAUUCCGUGCCAAACGCGAUCGUAAAACUCAACGUGCUACAUUCAGAGAUGUUCUCCGAUAUUUGGAAGAUGAUACUCAGCCAGAAAUUACAAUUCGUUUCGGUACUGAAUCAUUAGAGCUGGACACAUGGGCUAUUCAUCAUCAAUACACAGCGCUAUGUGCGAUCAUGGGCCCGGGUAUGACAUCUCAUUUGAGAGAAAACGAUUUUCUGCGCGAUAUUCUUCAACUUGGCUCCAAAUUGAUUCAGGCGAAUGGAAUGGCUGGUUUCAAGCAAAAGAAAUUGGAACGGCGCUUGAUUAAUGCAGCCGCUUUUAAGGCACGAACACUUUCACGCAGCAAAAAUCGUGAUAAACGAUCGGCUGUUUUCGCAUAGAUAAAUUCAAAUAUAUUAUAAGGCAAAGAUAGCAUCGAUUUUAGUUACCAACUAAGUUUGGUCGAUGAGUUUGUUUGGAAAUUCGAAAUUUAUUUUUCUUUUUAAUUUAGUGAGUUUAGGUUACGAAUCCUCUUAUAUUUUUUUCUUCUUUCAUUUUAAUUUAUUUUUUUUUUGAUUUUAUUUGGCUGUACAAGCAGAGACCAAUUUUCGUUGUGUUGCGAUUUUUUGGCGACCUUUUUUUACUUUACAAAGUCAACUUAGCAAAAGUGUGACCGAUUAUAGCGAAUUAUUAUUACCGAUUAGAAAUCGAGCGAUAUGCGUUACAACUUUUAAAAAUGUAAAACCCAAUCUAAAAUUCAAUGUUUUUUACUCUUUAAUUUGUUGUUUUAGCUAAAAAUUAAAAUUUCGUUUUUCGCUGUUUUACCGGGUACAUUGGAUAAAUUGACGUAAGUUAAAUGAAUUUGUAAAAAAAGAAUGUGAAUUAAAUAAAUUAUUUGAUGCAGUCCAACUGAUAUUAUUGCAUUAACA
Messenger RNA from Bradysia coprophila, 2310 nucleotides. RefSeq names its product Interferon-related developmental regulator 1 (gene Ifrd1). Lineage: Eukaryota; Metazoa; Arthropoda; Insecta; Diptera; Sciaridae. The record is from RefSeq and is a predicted model, not a curated record.